UGAAAGACAUGGCAGGUCGAGACAGAGUUACCCAGUUGUUGAAGCAGCUGCAACGGGCGUCAUGUCGGUGCCCUGCUCAUUCUCACGGUUAUUCACAAGCUCCAGAACAUGGUGCAACCAGAACAACAGACUAUGCUUUUGAGAUGGCCUGUUCAAAUAUUCGAUAUGGAGAAGGGGUAACAAAUGAAGUUGGUAUGGAUCUUCAGAACAUGAAGGCCAGGAAUGUUUGUGUUAUGACUGACAAGAAUAUAGCCAAACUGCCUCCUGUUAAAGCAGUCCUGGAUUCAUUGGUUAAGAAUGGAGUAAAUUUUAAAGUAUUUGACAAGGUCAGAGUGGAACCAACAGAUGGAAGGUAAGCAAUAACUCAUUUUCCUACCACAGCUGGCACUGGAAGUGAGACCACAGGUGUGGCAAUAUUUGACUAUGAAGCUAUGAAAGUUAAAACAGGUAUUGCCAACAGGGCUCUGAAACCAGUGCUUGGAAUCGUGGACCCUUUGCAUACUCUGCACAUGCCCGAACGCGUGGCUGCUUACAGUGGAUUUGAUGUACUUUGUCAUGCUCUGGAGUCCUACACAGCUCUUCCCUACAACUUGCGAUCACCGUGCCCAUCUAACCCAAUCAAUCGUCCGGCUUAUCAAGGGAGCAACCCUAUCAGUGAUGUGUGGUCCAAGCAUGCCUUAAGAAUUGUGGCAAAGUAUUUGAAACGUGCUGUCAGACACCCUGAUGACUUCAAGGCUAGAUACAACAUGCACCUUGCAAGUGUUUUUGCAGGAAUUGGCUUUGGAAAUGCUGGUGUUCACCUCUGUCAUGGAAUGUCCUAUCCGAUAGCAGGAAUGGUGAAAAACUUUAGAGCCAAGGACUACAAUGUGGAUCACCCUUUGGUGCCCCAUGGCCUCUCGGUGGUUUUGACUUCACCUGCAGUCUUCACUUUCACAGGCUCUGUGUGUCCUGACCGGCACUUGGAAGCAGCUGAGAUACUAGGGACUGAUGUGCAGACUGUGAAACGUGAAGAUGCAGGAUUAGUUCUGGCUGAUGCUCUUCGCAAAUUCCUCUUUGAGUUGAAGGUUGAAGAUGGCCUAACUGCAGUUGGUUACAGCAGAGAAGACAUUCCAGAUCUAGUCAAAGGAACUCUGCCUCAGGAGAGAGUAACAAAACUGUCACCAAGGCCUCAGACAGAGGAAGACCUGACAGCUUUAUUCGAGUCUUCUAUGAAGCUAUAUUAAUCUUGUUCUAUAGAAUAAAGAGCUCAAAACUACAUUAAGAUAAGGGAACCUCACUGAAUACAAAGGAAUGUAAGCAAUCCAUUACUUUUGUCAACCAACUUGUCAAUAUAAGUUUUAAAUAUGUUGCUGAAAAUAUUUCAAGUUAACGACAGUAAUCAGUCAUUACAUUAUAAUUGUGGAACACAGUUUUCCAAGUGAUUAAUUUCAUUAUUAAUUCACUGGCACGUAUUGGUUGCCUAGUACCAUUGCAUGGCCAAUAGAAAGAAAAAUCAGGAAUGAUAGAGUCAUGCAGCACGGAAGCAGGCACUUCGGCCCAGCUUGUCCAUGCCGACCAGUUUUCCUA
Rhincodon typus (whale shark) is the source of this 1566-nucleotide messenger RNA. It is a transcript of the gene adhfe1, whose product is annotated as alcohol dehydrogenase iron containing 1. The record is from RefSeq and is a predicted model, not a curated record. Gene Ontology annotation, cellular component: mitochondrion. The transcript has 13 exons. Gene Ontology annotation, molecular function: alcohol dehydrogenase (NAD+) activity; metal ion binding. Lineage: Eukaryota; Metazoa; Chordata; Chondrichthyes; Orectolobiformes; Rhincodontidae.